UUAUACAAAGCCAUGAAUGAUAGUACUAAGCAAUCAUGCUGAUAGUGGUACCACCAUUUUCAUGUUGGUAUUCUUUGGUUAUUUUGGGCAACUAUGGGCAUUUUAGUAAACUGCUAAAACUUACCAGGUCUUGCCUGCAUAGAGUAAAAACUACUACAACCUCUCUCUCUCUCUCUCUCUCUCUCUCUCUCUCUGUGCUUCACCUUCACGAGCUCACGUUCCAUUAAUCCAUACUGAACAAAGACAAAAGCUCAUAGGAUUUUUUUAGAUACCUCACUUUACCCUAACACCCCUCUGUCUCUCUCUCUUUUACUCGUGAUAUUAUCUUCAUAUAUGUAAAUCAAAUCCAACCAUUAGAUACCCAGUUAUGAAUCCAAUUUGUUCUUUUCUUUAUCUCGAGGAAAAUCCUCAACCAUAUAUAUAAAAAUAUAUAUUGUUCUUUUCUUUGGGUGUGUAUGCUUUAUUCUGUAUUUUCCUCUGUUUUUCAUGGCUGCUGCUACUACUGAUACUCAAAUCUUUCAAAACCUUGAGAAUAACAAUGAAAACAGCAACAAUGAUGUUAGGAGACAAGAGAUACAAGCUGCCAUUGCCAAAGCAGUUGAGCUUAGAGCUCUCCAUGCUGCUCUCAUGCACGGAAACAGCCCUGCCAAUCGCAAAUUUCGAUCUUCCUCCCCUGUUUCACUCCCUGUUUCUCAGUUUUCUGCUCAAGAUUACCCUGUUUUCACUCCUAGUUAUGAGGACGAGCCAUUACCCGGGCUUGAGUCGCUGCCAAAAUCAAGAACAUUAUCAGAAAGUUGGGAUGAGUAUGGGCUAGGAGGGAAUGGAAUGGCCAGUUUGGAAUCUCACAUUUGUCCGGCUGAAGAUCAAAAAUCCGUCACUGGUUCUUCUGCAAAAAAUAUUACUGUGCUUCACGCAUCACCCCGAGCAGAAUUCUACAAGAGUAGGAGAAAUAGCUUGGCAGACUUCAAAUCUGUAUCUUCUUGCAAUAGGGGCAAACCAGCCCCUAUUACCUCUGAGUCUGAAAAUGUAACUAGGAACAGCAGGAAUUCUAACAUCGUUGUACCAUGGACAGAUUCUCAUUCACCUGCUCAACCACACCCGAGAAAUAAAGGAAUGAUUUCAUGGUUGUUCCCAAAGUUAAAGAAGAAGCAGAAGAAUGAGAGUUCAUCGAAUAGAGCAGAAUCUGAGGAAGUUUCCCAGAAUUUCAAGGACUUGGGCAUAUUGUCAAUUGAAACAUUGAAGAGAGAGUUGACAGAAGCGAAUGAGAAUCGAGAUGCAGCGUUAAUGGAGGUUGCUGAAAUGAAGUCUUCAUUGGGAGAACUAAAGCAGAAGAUCGAGUACUUGGAGAGUUACUGUGAAAAGCUGAAGAGAGCCUUAAGGCAAGCUACACUGGCAAAAGGUUCACAAGUAAUGGAAAAACUAGGAAACUUCCCCAGGAGAGGGAAACCCAAUGAUGGAAACGGAGAAAACUCAAUGCCGGUAAGCGAAGAGGUAAUGGUGGAGGGCUUUUUGCAGAUUGUAUCAGAAGCAAGAUUGUCAGUGAAACAAUUCUGCAAGACCCUAGUAGGGCAGAUUGGAGAAACAGACGGUACUCUUAUGGACAACUUGAACUUGCUUCUUCAGCCAUAUAAAUUGUCUCUCAAUUCAAGGUACUCCAAGGCAGUACUGUAUCAUUUGGAAGCAAUCAUUAACCAAUCUCUCUACCAAGAUUUUGAGAAUCGUGUAUUCCAAAAGAAUGGUUCACCAUUGCAUUUAGAUCCUCAACAAGAUCGCCAAGCGCAGUUUGCAUCAUUUGUUGCAUUGAGGAACCUAAGCUGGAAUGAAGUUUCAAGGAAGGGGACUAAAUAUUACAGUGAGGAGUUUAGCAAAUUUUGUGAUCAAAAGAUGGGUUGCAUUAUUACAACAUUGAAUUGGACAAGACCAUGGCCUGAACAGCUUCUCCAAGCCUUCUUUGUCGCUGCUAAAUGCAUAUGGUUGCUUCAUUUGCUUGCUUUUUCAUUCAAUCCACCCCUGGGAAUUUUAAGGGUUGAAGAGAAUAGGAGCUUCGAUCCACAUUACAUGGAGGAUAUGUUCAUGGAUAGGCAAAGAUCACAUGGUCCAAGCCGGGUUAAAAUCAUGGUGAUGCCAGGGUUUUAUGUUCAGGAUAGGGUUUUAAUGUGUAAGGUUCUUUGUAGGUACAAGUCUGCUGCUUAAUUCAAGUAAUUUAGAAGUUUUUCUUCUUACUUGGUGGGAUUUUGAAAGGGAAGUCUAUAAGGGUGUAUUUAAUAAAAAGUUGAAAUGGGUUUGCUGAAAGUUGUAAUACUAACAAAGCAGGGUAGGCAUUGGGUUGAGGAUUAAGUGAAGUUUUGGAAGGCUUUAAGUGAUAUAAUUGGUUUUCUUUAACCAUAAUUAUUGUACUAUCUUAUCUAUUAUCAAAGUGUGAGACCAUGACAUAUCAAUUGUAAUGGCACUAUUGGCAAUUGCCAUUCCACAUAUACACCAUCGUUUCUAUAUAUGGAAAAUUUUUUAUUUA
Molecule: messenger RNA, 2512 nt
Organism: Hevea brasiliensis (rubber tree)
Lineage: Eukaryota; Viridiplantae; Streptophyta; Magnoliopsida; Malpighiales; Euphorbiaceae
Product: IRK-interacting protein
Exons: 2
Coding region: 487-2193 (568 amino acids)
Source: RefSeq, a predicted model, not a curated record